Messenger RNA from Mya arenaria, 1070 nucleotides. RefSeq lists its product as uncharacterized. NCBI's taxonomy places the organism in Eukaryota, Metazoa, Mollusca, Bivalvia, Myida, Myidae. Bases 69 to 1070 code for a protein of 333 amino acids. The record is from RefSeq and is a predicted model, not a curated record. The transcript has 5 exons.
UACGUUUGUUAGACGAAGAUGCAAUUAUAUAUCAACUUCCUUAUUUCAAAUUGUCACAUUCGUUCACCAUGGGGGAUUACCGACAUGUUGGAUUUAUUUAUGUGUUUAUGCAUUUUAGCAGAUAUUUCUUUUCACUGAGUUUAGCCUGUGGAGUCGACGAUAAUGGUUUGUACCGGUUUGGACCCGAUUGUGAACACCUUUGUCACUGCGCCGGAAACAAACAGUGUGCUAACGUCACUGGAGCUUGUAAAGAGUGCGAAAGACACUGGUUCGGACCUGGGUGCCAGUAUUAUGAUAUUGCGCUGGAUUUUAACGAUGAGAUAAACAAACUGUAUGGUUCAAGACAUUUAGACAACCUUCCACAUCCUGGACAACAAUACUCGCAACAAGCACAUGAUGGAAACAUCUCAACAUGUAGCUCAACAGACAGCGCAUCUCCUAGAAUCAAUAGGCGCAAUGAACCGUACUGGAGCAUUUACUUCAUCAACAACACAAGAUUUUAUGAUUUCCAACUGGUGUUGUCAAACGAUGAAACCCUUAGAAGAUACUUUAUCGGCUUCAAGAUCUACAUAGAAAACCUGACUUCAUGGGGUUACACUGAGGAUGAAAGAAACAACAAACCGCCGACCGAAAGACGCUCUAUUUGUUACAAGCACAAUCGUAUCGCGAUCCCGCACAAAACCAUGGUUGUGCAGUGUGGCACGCCUAUGAUUGGUAACUCUGUCAGGAUUGAGAUGGCUAACAUUGCGUCACAGCUGGUUCUCUGUGAUAUUAAGAUAAGUGCAGGAAUAAAUAUGGCAUUUGGCAAACGUUUAACUCUGAGUCCGAACGAUGCAUCGUCGAAAUAUUCGCCAACCGGAGCAGUUGAUGGCAACACAAUUAACACAAAUAUACAUAAGUGCUCUGGAAUGUAUGCAAAUGAUAGAAACAAUAAAUGGAUGGAUGUAGACCUACAACAGCGACUUGACAUAAACUUAGUUCUGCUUACUCUAUAUCAAGAAGGUACGUGUUUUCAUGAAUGUUUAUACAUUGAAAAAGAUCCGCAAAUUACUUGUAAAAGACAGGAAUGA